UACCUGCAAAAAAAAUGUAUAUGAAAAUUAAAUUAUUAAACACAAAAAUAUUGUUAGAAAAUAUAACAUAUGAUGUUAAGUUAACUAAAUAUAAAUUUACAUGAUGAAACGAAGAUUAGAUAAGUUAAAAAACAAAGGACUGUAUUCAUUUUUUGAAAGGAAAAUAAGUUUUAUUCUUUUUUUUAGUAAUCACUCUGAGCUCUUGUUGAGAUCAAAAUAGUGCGAUAUUAAUAUACAAUUUUUUACUUUGUAACGCAAUAGUUGAUAUAAUACAUUCGACGUUUUUUCUUAUAAAUAUUUAGAAAAACUCCUUUAAAUUUUCAGUUUUAGUUAAGAACUAUCAAAUGUGCAUAUAUCUAUUAUACUGGGUCAUUGAUUAUUCAGUUAUUUCAAAUGAAAUAACUAUAGUCAUUAAGUUUUGUUUUGAGCUUGAAAGAGACUUGCAAGUUUCUCAAAAUUUUGAUUUUUUAAUUAUAAUUUAUAUAUUUUUGUAAAAGAUUCUUUUGAUAACUUUGUAUACGGAUGUCUUUAGAAUGCAGCAAUUGCACCGAUGCCAAACAGUAUCCAAAACCUAGAACUUCUAAACUAAAGUCAAACAUGAGAGGGAAAUAUUCCAAAUAUGUUUGUAUAUUUAUUCACAUACGACAGCUGAUGUUCUGUCUUUUCUCUUCUGAAUGAUUGAUUAGUCAGCUAAUAAUUUGUCUCACUCAACUACGUGUUAUAUUAUUAUAUUGUCACGUGUGAUCCUAAAGGUAAUCCACUAGAAGGUGGGUGAAUCUUUGACUUUAGUGAUCUCGUUAUCAUACGAUAGCCUUUAAAAUGGCUGUUGAUACCAACCAAUGGUGAAAUAGUCAGUAUAUUAGAAAACCAAUGAAACUAAACCGUAAAUCAAACCGCAGUAAACCGACUUUUCAUACGUAUCCCAACACCACAUCAAGUUGAACUAGUAAGUAAAUGAUCCACUUGAAGACUUGAAGUCACUCUUUUCUCUUCAUGCUUUGUUUAUAGAAUCAAAGACUACAAGAAGAAGCACCUAAACACAUAAAGAUGAAGAUGAAGACGGUUCUUGUAAUCAUAAACUGUAUAAUCUUGGCGAUAGGAAACUGCGGAGGCCCUCUAAUGACGCGUCUCUACUUCAGAAACGGUGGCAAACGAAUCUGGUUCUCAAGCUUCCUCCAAACCUCAGGUUGCCCCAUCAUCCUCCUCCCUCUCCUCUUCUCCUUCCUCACACGUCACCGUCAACAACAAGAACAAGAAGAACCAAAGACUACACUCUUCCUCAUCAAACCUCCACUGUUCUUGGCCUCUGUUGUGGUCGGUCUCCUCAUCGGCUUCGACAACUACCUCUACGCUUACGGCUUAGCUUACCUCCCAGUCUCCACCUCCUCUCUCAUCAUCUCCUCUCAGCUAGCCUUCACAGCUCUCUUCGCCUUCUUCAUGGUGAAGCAAAGGUUCACGCCUUUCACUAUAAACGCCGUCGUUUUGCUCACUCUCGGCGCCGGAAGCCUGGCCCUUCACGCGGACGGUGACAAGCUCCCCAAGGAGACGCGCAAGGAGUAUAUAGUCGGGUUUGUAAUGACUGUCGCUGCAGCUGUUCUCUACGCGUUUGUGUUGCCGCUUGUGGAGCUCGCUUACAAGAAAGCUAGUCAGAGGAUCAGCUACACGCUUGUCCUCGAGAUGCAGUUGGUCUUGUGCGUGGUCGCCACUUGCUUAUGCCUCGUUGGUAUGCUCGCUGAUGGGGACUUCAAAAAUCAAGAAUUUGACUUUUUGUUCACUGUGCAGGAGUUAGGAAGAGAAGCGAGAGAGUUUAAGCUUGGAGGGUCGAAGCAUUACUGUCUGGUGGUUGCGUUCACGGCUGUUAUCUGGCAAGGCUUUUUCUUGGGGUCUAUAGGGAUGAUCUUCUGCGCGUCGUCUCUAGUCUCUGGAGUUUUGAUCAGUGCUCUGCUUCCGUUGACGGAGGUCUUGGCUGUUCUUUUCUUCAAGGAGAAGUUUCAGGCGGCGAAAGGCGUCUCUCUGUUUCUCUCCCUUUGGGGGUUUGUUUCUUACUUCUAUGGAAAGAUUCAGUCCGAGAAGGAGAAGAAGAAGACUCAGGAGGCAGAACUGUCUCAGCUUCCAGCGACUGAGUCUUUUGCUUAAAAAGAAUCUAAUGGUCUGUGUAAAAAAACACACAACUCUGUGAUGUGGUGGUUGCACUUUGGUUAUGUAACUGGCAUGGCUCGUUUGCUCACAUAUACGAGUACAAAUUUUUAUUACA
Messenger RNA from Brassica rapa (field mustard), 2254 nucleotides. Its product is annotated as purine permease 2. Gene Ontology annotation, cellular component: membrane. NCBI's taxonomy places the organism in Eukaryota, Viridiplantae, Streptophyta, Magnoliopsida, Brassicales, Brassicaceae. Gene Ontology annotation, molecular function: purine nucleoside transmembrane transporter activity. The record is from RefSeq and is a predicted model, not a curated record.